This is a messenger RNA of Tinamus guttatus (white-throated tinamou), 1008 nucleotides long. NCBI's taxonomy places the organism in Eukaryota, Metazoa, Chordata, Aves, Tinamiformes, Tinamidae. The record is from RefSeq and is a predicted model, not a curated record.
AUGGCGCCCGGCGUGGCGGAGCCGCAGGCCCCAGUGGGCCCCGGCGUCCGGGCCCACGCGCGUCGCCCUCCCUCCGCAGCCGCCCAGACCCGCUUCGUGGAGGAGCCCGAGGACCAGACGGUGGUGGCCGGGCAGAGGAUCGUGCUCUCCUGCGUGGUGCUCAACUACUCGGGCAUCGUGCAAUGGACCAAGGACGGGCUGGCGCUGGGCAUGGGCCAGGGGCUCAAAGGUAGGUGGCUCCUGGAUGUCACCUCCCUGUGUGACACGUGGCCUCCAGGUGCCCGGGAGCAGCGCUGGGAGCCCUGCACACACCGGGGUGCAGCGGGAUUGGGAUUCUGGGGGCACCGGGAUGCAGUGGGCGCCAGGAUGCAGUGGGCCAAGGGCGGCGUGGUCAUCGAGGAGGCCCGGGAGAACAGGUACGAGACGCAGGUGGACUACUCGUUCUUCACGGAGCCCGUGUCGUGCGAGGUGCACAACGCCGUGGGCAGCACCAACGUCAGCACGCUGGUGGACGUGCACUGUGAUAUCCUUCACCCCAUGGCAUUCUUCUCCCUAUGGCAUUCUCCUCCCCACCUGAAGUCGGUGACGCAGGCGGACGCGGGGCAGUACGUGUGCAAGGCCAUCGUGCCGCGCAUCGGCGUGGGCGAGCGCGAGGUCACGCUCUUCGCCUGGGCCUGGAAGGAGAACAUCCUGGAGGCCGGCACGCUGGAGCGCUACACGGUGGAGCGGAGCAACACGGGCAGCGGCGUCCUGUCCACCCUCACCAUCAACAACGUGGUGGACGCCGACUUCCAGACGCGCUACAACUGCACGGCCUGGAACAGCUUCGGGCCCGGCACCGCCAUCAUCCAGCUGGAUGAGAAAGAGGUGCUGCCCGUGGGCAUCAUCGCCGGGGCCACCAUCGGGGCCAGCAUCCUGCUCGUCGCCUUCCUCGUGGCCCUCGCCUGCUUCCUCUACCGGCGCCGCAAAGGGAGUGAGUGCCGGGGACGCGGGGACAUGGGGACAUGA